Molecule: messenger RNA, 1165 nt
Organism: Felis catus (domestic cat)
Lineage: Eukaryota; Metazoa; Chordata; Mammalia; Carnivora; Felidae
Product: SCAN domain-containing protein 1-like
Exons: 3
Coding region: 267-719 (150 amino acids)
Source: RefSeq, a predicted model, not a curated record
UUCCGGUUCCGGCGGCGGGCUACAAAGCUCUGCGCUGGGUAGUUGGUUUCCUUUCCUCGGAGUCGGUUUCGGGCUUCGAGUCUGGUCGCCAGGCGCCCCCGCCCCCGUUGCCCCCUGCCCUCCGAGGUGGCACCUGCGCAGAGACGGCCGGGGCAGUAGAGAGUCGUGUUGAGAGUGGCUGAGAGGAUCACGUAGAAGAGAACGGGAAAUGCUCAGCACAGUGUCAGCUAGGAAGAGUCGGAGACAUCCUUUUCCAGAGUCCCAGAAUGGAGACUGAAGGGUACUUAGAGACACAAAGAAAUAGAGAAGUCCAGAAUGAUAAAAUAAGGCCACCAUCAGAUGAGAUGGUGGCCGAGGAGUCAGAAGUUGUCCUCAUAUCGGCUCCCCAGGUCCAGGUUCCGCGAGAGCCUUCCGGGCUUCCACCAGAGAGCCUCGAUGAAGACUCUGUCGAAGACCUUGAGACCAUGCCACGAAGGAAUCGUCCCAACGCUGCAGCCUCCAGGCAGAGGUUCAGGAAAUUCCGCUAUGAGGAUGCAGCCGGGCCCCGGGAGGUCCUCCGACAUCUGCAGGAGCUUGCUGGACAGUGGCUGAGACCCGAUAUUCACACAAAGGAGCAGAUUGUGGAGAUGCUGGUGCAGGAGCAGUUCCAGGCUGUCCUGCCCGAGGAGCUCCGAGCUCGGGCCCAGAGAUGUCAGCCCGGGGUCAGAAUCACCGGCUGAGUCCUGCCGCCGGGUCCUUGCUCAGCCUGCGCGUGAGAAGUCACCGGAGGUGCUCGUUGUUGUUGCAAGAGCCGGUCGCGGUCAUGGGGAAAUGUGAGCCUCGGUUUUUUUGAGCUUGGCUUUGACUAGUUGUAAUAAUCCGUCAAAACCCAUGUCUGGACCUCCCUCUGGCUGAGGCAGCUCUAAUUCCGGGGACUGAGCUCCGGAAAGAGCUUCUCUACCCUCCUGUUAGGACAAUCAGCCUGUUGCUCGUUUUUGCUCUGCCGAAUGCCUCCUUUUUUGCACUUUCUGACAUGCUUUAAUAUAUUGUUAUGUAUCCAAAGAGCUAAUCGCUUCAACUUUCAGAAUUCUUAAUUCUUGCUGUGGUGGCAUGAAUGGAAGCUUCUGUAACCCCAUCCAGUAAACUCGUUUGAGACGCCCUUGAAAUAUUAAAGUUUGGUCCUUAA